Molecule: messenger RNA, 5174 nt
Organism: Myotis myotis
Lineage: Eukaryota; Metazoa; Chordata; Mammalia; Chiroptera; Vespertilionidae
Gene: TMOD3
Product: tropomodulin 3
Exons: 10
Coding region: 179-1237 (352 amino acids)
Biological process (GO): muscle contraction; myofibril assembly; pointed-end actin filament capping
Cellular component (GO): striated muscle thin filament; myofibril
Molecular function (GO): tropomyosin binding
Source: RefSeq, a predicted model, not a curated record
GGCGGGCGGGUCCGGCAACUCCCUGGGAGGCAGUCGGGCGGGUGCCGGAACCGAGCUGCGGCAGUCCUCGCGGGUCUGUGAAGAAGCCGGUGGCCCCAGGAGGCGCCAGUAGUUUAAAAAAAAAUAGAAAUCACUUCUGACUACAUUGAAUAGCAAAAACGAAGUGACACUGCAGACCAUGGCACUACCAUUCCGGAAGGACUUGGAAAAGUACAAGGACCUGGAUGAAGAUGAGCUCCUUGGGAAUCUAUCAGAAAUAGAACUGAAACAACUGGAAACCGUGCUGGAUGAUCUUGACCCUGAGAAUGCUCUUCUGCCUGCAGGGUUCCGACAGAAGAACCAGACCUCAAAGUCUGCCACUGGGCCUUUUGAUAGAGAACACCUCUUGUCAUAUCUGGAGAAGGAAGCUUUGGAGCAUAAGGACCGGGAAGACUAUGUGCCCUACACUGGAGAAAAAAAAGGGAAAAUAUUCAUCCCUAAACAGAAACCUAUCCAGACUUUUACAGAAGAAAAAAUCUCUCUUGAUCCAGAAUUAGAAGAAGCUUUGACAAGUGCUUCUGAUACAGAAUUGUGUGACCUCGCAGCUAUUCUUGGAAUGCACAAUUUGAUAACGAAUACACAGUUCUGUAAUAUAGUGGGAAGUAGUAAUGGUGUCGACCAAGAACAUUUUUCAAAUGUGGUAAAAGGUGAAAAGAUGGUCCCAGUAUUUGAUGAGCCACCAAAUCCAACCAACGUUGAAGAGAGUUUAAAGAGAAUUAAAGAAAAUGAUGUUCGUCUUGUUGAAGUUAAUUUGAAUAAUAUAAAGAAUAUUCCAAUCCCAACCCUAAAAGAUUUUGCGAAGGCUUUGGAAACCAACACACACGUGAAAUAUUUAAGUCUUGCAGCCACGCGGAGCAAUGACCCUGUUGCUUUUGCUUUUGCAGAUAUGCUGAAAGUGAACAAAAAUUUGAAGAGCUUAAAUAUGGAGUCCAACUUUAUCACAGGAGCUGGGGUUCUAGCACUGAUUGAUGCUUUAAAAGAUAAUGAGACCCUCACUGAGCUCAAGAUUGACAAUCAGAGGCAGCAGUUGGGGACAGCUGUAGAAUUGGAAAUGGCGAAGAUGCUUGAGGAAAAUACAAAUAUCCUUAAGUUUGGAUAUCGGUUUACACAGCAGGGACCCCGAACCAGGGCAGCUAAUGCUAUAACAAAAAACAAUGACUUAGUUCGCAAGAAACGAGUUGAAGGAGACCACCAGUAAGUCCGCCAAGGCAUAACCUUUGGAAGACUUCUGAAGGUCAUCAGGACUCAUGUUGGUGAUAUCAGAUAUAAAAUUUUCCUGGGUAGAAGGGAAAAGACUGGAAAUUUUUCUUUCUUUUUUUUUUUUUUCAACUACAUGUAUAUUUUUCUAGUUUAAGUUACAAGUUUCAAACUGUAAAAUCAAUAGUAGGUGACAUUUUAUAUUUUAAAGCAUUAUUUCUACUUUCUGCUAAAAUCAAUUUUAAUUUAGCUUAAUUGAGUGGUUUAUGGUGGGUCUUAGUUAAAAAAAAAAAAUACAAUUAUAAGAAAGUGUAGGAAGUCACAUGUAGAAUAAUAUAAACAUUUUAAGGACCAAAUCUCUUUGUUAAAAAAAGGGACAUUGCUGAUAUCAGACUUGCUGUGCACCUCACAGGUACAAGCACUUCAAAGCUCCUGAUUCCAGGAUGGGAGAGAUUUCCGUGUUUUAGAACACAUGAGCUUGGAGAGAUUGUGCUUUUGCUUCUGUCAGGAAAGCACAAUGCCAGAAUUUUAAACCAGGUGACUCAAAAUCUAGUCGUCUGUUUAGAAGUAAAAGCAGGCCUCUAGGAGAGAGAAAAUGCAUUCCAGGUUACUGCACUUGUCUGAUGUUACUGCACUUGUCUGAUGUAUCUUUAAGAGUAUAGUGAUGUCUACACUGAUUACAGUGUUUCAUUUUAAUACUGUGGACUUUAGUAGAUUUUUGUGAAAGCCCAUAGUAAAAAGCAUCUGAGUAGGAAAGCUAUUCUGUUCCCGUAAAAGGCAGAUAGCCAACUCUUGGUUAGAUAGGGUAAGAGAAAAAGAAAGCUGUUGUUUACAGUAAAUGUGAUGGAGGUGAAGUCUGAGGAGCAUGCAAAACGGCAGUUAAACUGAUGAAACAGUUAAAUUAGAAACUGGCACGCAUCUAAAUCAGUGUUCCUAUAUGCAGUGCAGAAUUCCAUAAACGGUAUUUAAUCAUCACUCACUACAAAUUUUCCAAACAGGAAAUCUGCUCUUCUUCAUAAACCCAGUUUUUAUUGUUUCCUGUCAUCUUGUGCUUUUCUGUCCAUAUUGUGUAAAAGUAAUUUCUCAUAACAAAAGUUGUCUUCCUGUUACUCUCAAAGAAUCAAAGUGAACAAUUGAACAGUGUACUGUGGUGGGCAGCUGACUCCAGACCGCCAGUGCGAUGGGCGAUUUGGACCUGUAUCCUUGCCCUGUUUCGGGGCAGCCUCUGGACCGGAGAUGGCGGAGUCUUACAGCUGCCGAAAGCAGGGCAGAGGAAUCCGAGUCACCCUGGCCUCAGAAAUGCAGGCCUGGCUGUACCAUUUACAGGGAGAUUUUUCUAAGGGAGAAUCUCAUUUCACAGGAGCAGAGAAGUCUGUUGUCAAUUUUUAAAAAAAUUAUUUUUCUGCUCCUUCGGCUUACGGUGGACAGUUUAUCCAAUGACUGGGCAACUUCCUGUGUACUGUGGUAUAAGGCUUCUUAACAGGGUGUGUUUGUUGCUUUGUAUCAGUAUCUAAUGUUUUAUGUUUUAAAGGGGCCUAAGAUUGACUUUGCACUAUUUCCUUUCAGUUACAGGCUGCUGAUUUUUUUUUUAAGUUAGGAAGUCUCUCUCUCUCUCUCUUUCUCUUCCUCUCUCUCUCUCCUUUUCAUAUACAACUUUGGAAACGUACUUGAUUUUAGACACUGCACUGUUCCAGCAGGCUGGGGGCCGCAUGGAGCAGGGGCAAGGCGACCGUUACACUCUCAGCAAGGCUGCCUUGUAGCACUAUCCUGUGAGUCAUUACAUUGAUUAGUAUGUUACCCCCUCCUCCAUGAGUUUGUUUUUUUAACAUAGGUAGACAAGCCCUUACCUAAAGUUGUAUGUCAUACUUAUGGAUAAAAUCUUUAGUAUGAAGAAGUUAAGUGUUUUGCUUGUACCAUUCCAGUUCUGAGCUACAAUAGUUCAUUAUAUAAUUUCUUCAUAAAUGACUUUAAACAUUCAUCCGAUUGGAUAUAGAAAAAUCUUUCGAGCAUUGUAAUUACAGGGGAGAAAACUGAUGUUUACUUUGAUCUUUAAAAAUAUGGCACCUCUUAGCCUUUUAUUAACUUCUGGAAUUUCUAUAUUGCUCUAAAAUUUUGUAAUAGAUUAGAGUUGUGAAGUAGUCUGGAUUUUUAAACCAAAGAUGUGUAAGACCUUAAAUUUUGUAGUCUAACCAAUUUAAACUUAUCUGGUGAUCUAAUCAAAGAACACUUGCAUUUUUAAAUUGCUGGGGUUUUUUUAAAGCUUUAACUUCCCAUUUUAUAAAACUUUAUAUUUAUAUUUGUCAAAAUUUUUUCUAGUAUGUCUACAUGAACUUGUAUUUUAAAAAUAUUAAUUGCUAAUGUUGAUAUUAUUAAAAUGGAUGUUGGUGCUAUAUAUUUGUAGCUAGUAAGUCUAAAGUAUAGAAGAAAUACAUUUUAUAAGGGUGCCUGUCAUUUAAAAGACCAAAUAAACAUUUUGUGUUUUAAACAACUAGCAAUUUUUAGAGAUUUCAAUGAGAAUUAUCUUUAUCAUUAAAUGGCAAAUUCUUGUUAUUUGAAUGAAAUAACCCACAUACUUUAUGCAAUAGGUGCACUCUGGAAAAGUUACAUGUAAAUAGAACUUUGUAAAUUGUUUUUCCAUUGACAAUAUCUGAUGUUUUCAUUUAAAAUGGGAAUUCCAUGGUAUUAAAAAGUUAUGAGAAAAAAUGUUUGAUAAAUGUUAGUCAUGUUCUAUUAUAUAUUAUAUUUGCUGCCAUUAAAAUAAGAUGAAAAGAUGCAUGCCGUUUCAUAAAAUCUUGUACCUUUGGCUCUGUGUUCCCAGGGCUACCUCACUUCCUCCUUAUAUAAUCCACACAGACCUGAGGAGCAUGCUUUUUCUGGGGUCCGAGCAACUUCCAUUCUCUGCAGGCUCAGUGCCAUCCCACUUGGCUCCUUCUUGCAAUGCCACAAUUUUUCCAGUUUCAUUGAGAUAUAAUUGACAUUUAACAUUGUGUUAGCUUAAGUUAUACAACAUAAUGAUUUAAUCUAUGAAUAUAAUAAGACAUGAUCACCACAGUAAGUUUAGUUAACAUCCAUCACUUCACAUAGUUAAAAAAAUUUUUUUCCUUGUGAUGACAACUUUUGAGAUCUACUCUCUUAGCAACUUUCAGAUAUAUAAUACAGUAUUGUUAACUAUAGUCACCAUGCUGUACAUUCCAUCCCCAGGACUUAGUCAUCUUACACCUGAGGUACCUUGUGACCACCUUCACCCAAUCCUUCAUCCCCAGCCCUGCCUCUCACAGCUACCAAUCUGUUCUCUGUUUCAGUGAGUUUUUUUUCUUUUCACAUAAGUGAGAUCAUACAGUAUUUGUCUUUCUCUGUCUGGCUUAUUUGACUUAGCACAAUGUCCUCAAGGCACUUCACUUUCGAGUAGUGUUAACUGAAGACAUGGCAUCCAGGAAAACGAAACACCAGGACGUGCAGAGCGGCUUCCCGUGCUGCCCUCAGGCUCAGGCCCAAUUUGUCUGCUUAAGAAAGGUUAAAAAAUGGCACAUAUACAUAUGCUCAUACAUACACACUGCAUAAAAAUCUUCGUAAUUUCAAGUAAAUGCCCACUUUAUAUUUUUUAGUCUUUUGGAUGAAUUAUAUUUGGUUUUAGUUAUGUUUAAAAGCUUGAAAGUUAUCUUGUUACAAUGCAUCAUUCUUUGUCACAGCAAAUAGGUAUUUAAAUACAUUUUUUAAUGCUAAAAUAUCCAAAAUGUUGUAGAUGUUUUAUUUUUUCAACUUUUUAAAUAUAAGCGUGUUAAUUUUUAUAAUACUGAUGUCUAAAUAUGAAAUAUUAUUAACCUGGUUCAUAAUAGCACAGUGAAAUUUCUUUUGAAGAACAUGUACUAUAGGCAUUUAGAACUUAUCACUUCUUUCUGGAAUAAAUAAUUUCAAUAAAGUUUAUCAAAUAUCCUGUA